GUAGGAGAUCAGAUACUUGAAGUGAAUUCCAAGUCUUUCAUCGGGUUGAGCCACGACGAGGCAGUGAGCCACCUAAAAUCGUGGGACAACAUGACCAUGUACCUCCGGCACGUCGGUCGGGUUCCGCAUUCGGCUGCCGAUAACACGUGGUCCUCCAACCCAUCCAGGGACGACGAGGCGGGAGACGGAGGGAAGAAGGAGCCCGUCAUCCGCAGCCCCACUCGUCAGAGCAAAGGAGCGGAAUUCGAGAUGAUCCGGGAGAAGGCCCGCUGCGUCCUCAGCCACACGGAGCACGCCCGCUUGGACUACUACUGUCAGGAGUACGCCGCGGGGUCCAUGGCCGUGGACGCCUUCAUCGCCGUGCUCCUCGAGUUGCUCAAUUCCGAAGAGAAGGUGAGUGAAGGCCGUCUCCCCGGGUGA
This is a messenger RNA of Darwinula stevensoni, 420 nucleotides long. The record is from the annotation of a GenBank genome assembly. NCBI's taxonomy places the organism in Eukaryota, Metazoa, Arthropoda, Ostracoda, Podocopida, Darwinulidae.